Humulus lupulus (European hop) is the source of this 1788-nucleotide messenger RNA. RefSeq lists its product as uncharacterized. The transcript has a single exon. The coding region runs from base 1 to 1788 and encodes 595 amino acids. The record is from RefSeq and is a predicted model, not a curated record. Lineage: Eukaryota; Viridiplantae; Streptophyta; Magnoliopsida; Rosales; Cannabaceae.
AUGCUUUGUAGUAGAUUGGCUUUGGUGCUUCCUAGUCUUGUUAACCAAAACCAAGGAGCCUUUGUUAAAAACAGAUUAUUGGCUCAUAAUAUCCUUAUUCUUCAGGAUAUUAUAAAAGGCUAUAAGAGGAAAAACAUUUCCCCUAGGCGUGUUUUGAAGAUUGAUUUGAGCAAAGCCUAUGAUAUGUUAGAUUGGAACUUCUUAGAGGAUAUUCUCAAUGAGUUUCGGUUUCCGGCUAAAUUCAUCAAAUGGGUCAUGGCUUGCUUGAAAGAUCCAACCUAUCUUCUCCUUAUGAAUGGAAAGGUUCAAGGGGAAUUUAGAGGUCGGAAGGGGCUUAGACAAGGGGACCCUAUCUCUCCGUUAUUAUUUGUCUUAGCCAUGGAGUACUGUACCCUCUUAUUUCAGCAAGCAUCAAUGAACAAGGGGUAUCGGUUUCAUCCUAAGUGCAAACACCUCAAGAUCGUUAAUCUUUGCUUCGCAGAUGACUUGGUUAUUUUUGGCAAGGGAGUUCACAAUUCAGUUCAGAUUAUUAAGGAAAGUUUCAGUGAUUUCUGUUGUGCUUCUGGUUUGACUGCUAACAAGGAUAAAUCCCAGGUUUACUUUGGUGGUGUGGCUGAAGAUGAGGCUCAAAAUUUGCUUGAGGGGCUCCAAUUCACUGAAGGUCAUUUUCCCCUAAAAUACUUGGGAGUGCCUCUUCGAACAGCAAGAUGGAAGGCUGGUGAGUGUUCUCUUAUUAUCAAAAAGAUUCAGUCCAAAUUACAUACUUGGGCGAGUCGGCACCUUUCUUUUGCGGGGAGGGCGCAACUGAUCAAUUCAGUGCUUCUGAGUAUAAGAACUUUUUGGAUGAGUAUCUUUAUCCUUCCUAAGAGUGUAACCAAGGAGGUUGAUCGGUUAUGUAGGAACUUCCUUUGGGGAGUUAAGGAUGGUAAUUUUCAGCGGAGUAAAUUGCAUUUUACUGCCUGGGAUCAGGUUUGUUUGCCUAAGUGUAUGGGUGGUCUUGGCUUCAAGGAUAGUAAUACUUGGAACUUAGUGCUUCUGGCCAAAUAUGUUUGGGCAGUUUCUUCUAAGCAUGAUAUUUUGUGGGUCAAGUGGGUGGAUUCUAUCUACUUAAAGGGGCAGAAUUUCUGGCAUUAUAGAGUCCCUCAAGAUGUGAGCUGGUACUGGAAGCGAUUAUUAAAACUUAGAGAUAUUUUCCCUGGUUGCAGACUUGAUGAGGCAGUCCAUCUCGGCAAGCUUAGCCUGAAAUUUCUGUACCACAGGCUCAUCAACAAAGACAGAGUUGUCUAUGCGAAUGUGGUGUGGAACUCCUUGACGGUGCCUAAGCACAGGUUCAUUUUAUGGCAGGCUACGCUGGGCCAUCUGUUGACUCGAGACAAUCUCAGUCGUUGUCACUUGGAGCUUUCUUCUGUGCUUUGCCCAGUCUGUGAAGUGGAGCAAGAGUCUCACGCUCAUCUGUUUUUUGAGUGUCAUUUUUCCUGGCAGGUCCGAGCCCUUGUGGAGAAGUGGUUGGGAUGGGGUUUAUGGCCGCUUCAGCUGGAUGGGUGGCGUGCUUGGAUGGCUGGUAAGCCGAAGGUCCUGAAGCAUUCUGUUUUGGCUGCUGCUUUAGCAGCUUCAGUGUACUUAAUUUGGAAAAACAGAAAUAAUUGCAUCUUUAAACUUAGCUCCUUUUCUGUGGACUUUGUCGUUAAGUUGAUCAAAUACUGGGUUAGGGGUAGACUUCUUUAUCAUUCUAAGAGGCUUAUUAGGACAAAGGAUCUAGCCUUCUUUAAUAGAGUGAUUCGGAUGUAA